AUGUGCAACGAACAGCAAGACAAUGGCGAGAAUGGUGAGAUGCCUAACCGCUUGACGCAACUUCCUCCCCAAGCUCGCCGUGCUGCGCAGACGCAGACUGGACCUCUCUUUCGCCACACCAUCGAAUGGUACGAGGUACCCUCCUACGAAGACCACCCCUCGCUAUCUCCCGCCCGUGUCUUUGGUGCCUCGGACACACUAUACGAUAGCUUGAACAUUCCCGUCCUGGCGCGCGGCGGCUUCCUCGUCACUCUGCCCAUGCAGGCCUUGUGUGCCUACGCAUGGUGGAGGAACUUCUUCACGAACCUGCGAGCGUGCAACUACUGCAUGUCACUGUUCAUGGAUCCCAUUCUCCUCGGUCUUGUUCUGGAAAUGACUGUUCACCCCUGGACUGUCACUGGCUACGAAGCCAACCUCACCCUCGGUCUCAUCAUUGGUGCUACGGAUCUCGCUGUGUUUCUCGACAUGAUCCCCGUCGCCGAGCACCUCUCCCGUCUCUUCUCCCGGUUCAUCGGCAUCCGCAUCUUUGCCCGCGAUCCGUGGCACUCCUCUGUCUCGCUGGAUUGGAUCAUGUACCGUUCCGAAGAACUCGCCGGCGCCUUUGAAUACCUCCUCCGCCACGCCAAUCCCCCAACACUACGGUACAACGCCCACGCCGUGCAGAUCUUGAACCUGUACUGGACCAUCAUCCCCCAGGAGUACUGGCCCAUGACCACGGCCCACUUCUCGGAGGACCUGGCUGACGGACUGGAUGGACACGCGGCGAACGCCCUGCAGGAUUCAGAGAACUGGUUCGUGAGCGAGGUCGAUCAUGUCGUGGGCACCAUGCUGGCGGGUGAUGUCGCGAUCAACCCGGAGUACCCUCGUGAGGGACCUCUGGUCAUUUGGACGCGGCCGGUUCCCGAGGCGACAGCGGCUGUUGAGUUGGCGCUGCGUGCGAUUGCUCGUCGUUGGUUUCGGGACUGGAUGGUGCGUUGUGUUCUGGUUUACAUCGCUUGGGUCGAAAGCUUCGGACUGGCGGUGGCCGAUUUGGAAUAG
Molecule: messenger RNA, 1038 nt
Organism: Emericellopsis atlantica
Lineage: Eukaryota; Fungi; Ascomycota; Sordariomycetes; Hypocreales; Bionectriaceae
Exons: 1
Coding region: 1-1038 (345 amino acids)
Source: RefSeq, a predicted model, not a curated record